This is a messenger RNA of Orussus abietinus, 3078 nucleotides long. RefSeq names its product protein MCM10 homolog (gene Mcm10). Bases 616 to 2700 code for a protein of 694 amino acids. Gene Ontology annotation, cellular component: nucleus; replication fork protection complex. Lineage: Eukaryota; Metazoa; Arthropoda; Insecta; Hymenoptera; Orussidae. Gene Ontology annotation, biological process: DNA replication initiation; DNA replication. The record is from RefSeq and is a predicted model, not a curated record. Gene Ontology annotation, molecular function: single-stranded DNA binding; DNA replication origin binding. The transcript is spliced from 2 exons.
CCACAAGAUGGCGGACGCCAAGUCAUUGUAGAGAGCGCAACGAACAAUCGAACGCGCGAAAAUCAAAAGAUGCCACUAGAUGUCUUAAUACCCAGGAUGUCCCAGAACUCAGUGUAAUUGUUGAAAUUAGUGGAAGUUGACGAAAUUUAAAGUCGAACCCUCUCAUUAACCUUUCUCUCAGAUGAUUAUUUACACAUUAAUGAACUAUUGAAGUUAUCCAAGAUCGUAGAAUUCAAAAGGAUAAGUGGCGACGUAGAUGUAUUUAGAUAUUAUCCAAAUAGAUGUAUUUAUCUGGUUAAAUUGGAUGGCACUAUUGGAAAAUGUACAAACCUAAUUAUUCCGCGCAAGAGCAGCACACGUAUUACAUAUUCAACGGCAAUGCAGGGUACAUCUAUUGAUUUGAAUCUUCAUUGGCUACAGAAUAUCACGAAAGCGGUAAAAGAUGGCGGAACAAUUUAAAAGGACAGGAUCUUAUUUAUGACAAAAGCAUUAUUCAUUUAAAAGAAGCCGAAUGAGAACCGUAAAGACUACUUUACUUAAUUAAAGAAAUAGCAAACUAACACGACGAUUGUAAAUUAAGUGGCUAGCUUUUAUAUUGCAUUUUACGAGUCAGAUAUGGAUAGUGACGGUGAUAUUUUAAACAACCUUUUGGGGAAUGAGGAUCACGAAGAGGAUGAAGCUCCUGCUCAUAAUAUAAAAAUAUUAAAAGAAUUAGAUGUUAACUUUACAGAUACUCCUAGCAAUGUACUUACUCCAAGUGAAACAAUUGACGCUCCCAUUAAUUUAAACGAAGGCCAAUCGGAUUCUUCCGAUGAGGAGGACAGACGCUAUUUUGAAGAGCAGAAGUAUUCUAUUGCAGGGCGAGACAUAAAAAGUCUAUUGAAGAAGACAGCAAUGGUAGCGAAAGAAUGCAGUCCGACAUUUCAACGAUCAAAUCAUACAAACUCGGUUUCCAAUACUAAAGUGAGUAUUGCCAAAACUUCCUGUACACCUCAAAGUACAACGGAUGUGUAUAGCGAUCCAAUUUUUGGACUACGUAUCGUUAAGCCCAUUGUGCCGCUUAGUACAUUUCGUGAGAGAAUGAGUGGACGCACUGCUGUUAAAAUAUCAGAAGUCAAACAUCAUAUCACUACAGCCGACUUAAAACAAGACUGGGUGUUAGCAGGAGUUUUAAUUAAUAAAUCUCUUACAAGGACGUCCCAGAAAGGCACCCAAUAUUGCAUCUGGAAGAUAAGCGACCUCUCUUUAAACAUGAACACUAUAUCAUUAUUCUUGUUCAGCAGUGCUUACAAACAAUUGUGGAAGACUUCAAGUGGUACUGUAAUUGGCAUUUUAAAUCCAAAUGUGAUGAACAAUAAUGAUAAUAUCGAUCAAGCAACGUUGUCUAUCGAUAAUGCUCAGAAAUUAAUGAUUCUUGGAAAUUCCAAAGACAUGGGAACAUGUAAAUCUGUAAAGAAAAGCGGCGAGCCUUGCACAGCCAUUGUAAAUACACACCUAUGUCAGUAUUGUACAUAUCAUGUUCAAAAAGAAUACAGUAAAUGUUCUCGUCGAGCAGAACUGCAAGCCACUGGAAAUGGACAAAAGUUUAGUGCUUUAAAUCGACUAAAGAAUAACAAUUUUCCAAACAAAUCAAAUUCUUUAGGCAGUCCCGUUUUAAAUAUAGCCGCUGCGAAAAAGACUCGAGAAUUACGAGAGAAAGAUAACGCUCGAUUAGCUCUUCUUAUGGGGGAGAAAAUGGAAAAAAGUGAAACGAAACAUUCAGGAGAAAACAAGGGUUUAGUGCAAUCAAACGACUUGAAAAAAAUUCAAGAAUCAAGGGGUUGGAUGAAGAAUACAUUAAUGUCGAAUCAAUCGGUCACCCCAACUGAUUCUUCAAUGGCUGGGAACAUACUUAAUAAAGAUACAAAAAAAAUUAAUUUGCAACUUCUUCAAAGAAGUAACGCAAUCAUAAAAUCUCUGAAAUCAAACGCAGCAGUCAAACCAAUUAGUUCUCCCAAUAACAGUAUUGAUUUCUCAGAGCCGAUUACGAAGAAAAAUAUUAAUAAAGCAAAAUUGAACGCCCUGAAAUGGGUGCAACAACAUGGGUCCAUUAAACAAGCAAAUCCAAAUAAAAUUCGUCCAAGUGAAGAAGAUAAAACCAAACUACAGACAAAGCGACAAAGGUCGGACGAAGAUGCGGUGAAUGAUGUCAAAGCCAAGAAAGCUAAAUCCGAGUUGGACAAUUUUAAAAAACUAAUGGAGACAACCUCGGCUCAUGUGGAUCUCAUUGAACGCUCGAACGACGAGAAUGCAGAGAAAUAUUUUAAUAAGUUGGAAGUGAAGGAGAAAAUGGAGGAGAAAAUGAUGUCGACAUUUAAAGUGGAAUGUAAAGCAGUGAUGUGUUCGAUCUGCAACUAUACCGCAUUGUCCAGUUCAGACCUCUGUAAAGAGCAGGGCCACCCGAUAACCGUUAUCAAGGCUGUGAAGCGAUUUUUUAAAUGCUCCGAUUGUGGCAACAGAACUAUCAGUCUUGACAGAAUGCCUAAUCGAAGUUGUAAGAAAUGCGGCAGCUCAAGCUGGUCUAAAGCCGCGAUGAUGAACGAGAAGAAAGUUGGUCUACCUGGAGCGAAGUUGUCAAUCCGAGGAGACGAAGAGACAUUUAUAAAUUCUGGGACGAACGAUGCUAACCUCGACCUCCUAGUACCCGAUACUUCUUCAUGAAGAAUCCAGAGCUAACGUGACCUGACUACAACGACUAUAUUUAUCAAAAUAUAUAGUGACCUUGGUAUUUUUACACAUUGUCGACAUAGUUCUAGAAAUGACAAUAAUUGUUGAAGACCAGCGCAAGCUUUCAAUUUCAUUCUUCACGUCUUACGGUUCAUAUUCAGGCGGUGCAGAAUUUAGUCUAUGAAAAAUCCUAAAUUGUUUACAAUAAAACUCUUUAUUAUGUUCUUCAUAUGCUGUGAAACCCGUAUGUAAUCUUACUAGAGUAGAUUCUAUUUGUAAGUACUAUGUAUCAAUAUCAUGUCGAUCGUGAUGAAAAAGUACACAUUGCCAUUAUUCGAAGCUUCACAAGUUUACGUUCAAUUUAUCAAUUAA